GGAAAACCUUAUCAAACUUGUUCCUUUCAUCUCACUAACUCUAGAGCUUUCUUUGGAGCCAUCUUCCAACACUCAUGUGUUUCCUAUUCAUUUUGGCCUUUCUCGGGGUUAGGCUGUAACAGAAUACAAUUACUACACAAUGAGAAUGCAAAACUGACAAAUCUGUAUUCCGAUCGUGAUGCACUGUGAAAAGGUAGUUUUCAGAAUUUUUGGAAAUUCUGUUCUCUUCGGCUCGGCUCGGUUCGGUUCGGUUCGGUUCGGUGUCACUUUGUGCUCCGUUUGUUUUGGCGUGAGGUUAACAUUACUUCCAUCCGCGUAUCGAUCCGAUAUCUUCAGUCAGUGAGAUGGAUUCUCACACUCGUCUAAUUCAUUGUUUAGAAUACUUGAGUAGGUAUUAGGUACUUAUUGCUUUAUUCGUCUAAUUUGUUUGUUUUAUUUGUUUCUGAUAAGCAUAUUAUUCUGAGUUCAAAGCAAAGUGAUAUACUGCAUAUACUGCACCGGUAUUGAUCUUUUUUUUUUUUUUCUCUCUGUACAAGUCAUAGAUCAUCCAGAUGUAUUAACGAUACAGUUUGUUUAAACAGCUUGAUUCCUAGUGCGUUCACGUUGAUACCUGGCGAGUCGACGUAAAGAGGAAAAUUGUGUUAGCAUAUUCGCCACCCAGCAGAAAGAACGAAAACGGCAGAUCGUUAACGCUGAGGAACAGCGUCUGUAUUAAAAUUACAUCAUAUUUAACCCUUAUCCAGAGCGACUUACAUCGAUCUCAUUUAUACAUGCGAGAACUCGAGGAUUAGGGGCCUUGCUCAAGGGCCCAGCUGCGACACCUCAGUGGUGCUGGGAUUUGAACUCGCAACCUUCCGAGCAGUAAUCCAACGCCUUACACGCUGAUCUACACCUGUCCCUUUUACAGGACGAAUCGUACUACGAAUUAUAAGUGCAGUAUGGUGGCACGUGUACAACGAUGUCAGAGCACAGCUUUUUUUUCUUCUUUCUUUUCUUUCCAGAAGCAUUCUAAAUGUAUUAUGAAUAAGUUCCUAUUUAUAUAUUGUAACAGAAUACAUUACUAACAAUACAAUGCCCAAUUUUUCAGAUUUUCUUCUCUUUCUCAUGUUUUGAGGUUCUGAUUUGUAGGUAAAUGUGGCGUUUCUCUCUUAUCUCUUGAUCUUCCGUCAGUUUUAGUUCUCAGACUUUUAGUUCUCUUUUUAUGAACUAUAAAGAACGUCUAAACGAAUACAGAAAUAACUGCUCUCUGUCCUCUCAGGUCUGUGUGUUCAGGCUGCACACCCAUCAGUGGUGUUUCCUGCUCUGUAAUGUUGUGCUGUUCCACGCGCUGUUGUUCGGUGGUGACAUCGUGGAAGAGUUCCUGCUCCAGUCUUCUCCAGCAGCUUAUACCGACCGUGCUGUACUUGAGCUCCGUGAGCGUGCACGCAAGCUGGAUCUGAGCAAUACCUUGCCCAACUCCUCACAGAUUUACCCAAUUAGCUCCAAGCCCUGUUUUAAUCACCAAGACCUCCUUUUCCUCACUAUUGUGUUCAGUGACCCAGAUAAUGCCAGCCAGCGAGAGGCAAUCAGAAGCUCGUGGGCCAAUCAGACUUUGGUGCAGGACGUGGCAGUACGGACGCUGUUCUUUCUAAAUCCAUCCUCCGUGGAGACAGAGCAUCAGGUGGUGCGGGAAGAGUCUGUCCGUUAUGGCGACAUGGUACAGUGCGAAGGGCCUUUGUCACGAGAUCACUGGGGCCAGGUCAAGCUAGCUCUGCGUUGGGUUCUGCUUUUCUGUCCGCAAGCCCGAUUUGUGGUUUUGACAGAGGAUUCGGUUUUUUUAAACGUUCCAGCACUUGGCACCUACUUGCUUACGCUCCGUACCCACCCUGACGACCUGUACCUGGGCAGGGUCAUUCAUAAUGCUUCACCUGAACGAAAUUAUAACAAACCCCACUAUGUCUCCUUCCACCUCUAUCCAGACCGGUCUUUCCCCGAUUACUGCUCUGGCCCUGCCUUCCUGAUGUCGCAGGACGUAGUGCGUAAAGUUUACGUGGCCUCUAAGGAUGUAGCUCUGGCUCUCCCAUCAGAUGUCUUGAUCGGACUGUGCGCAAGAGCAGCGGGCGUUGUGGCUACUCAUAGCGCACGCUUUUCUGGAGAACGUCACGUGCGCUAUAACCCCUGCUGCUAUAACUUCCUGUUCACCUCAGCCUCAGUGGACGGAGAACUGAUGGGCAUGGCCUGGAGAGAUUUGGGCAAGGGAAGAGGGCGGCACUGCAGCAUGUUACAAACCUAUUAUAGUUUGGUAGUGUGCAAGGCCAUGACUUACCUGAACGGUGUCAAUUUUCUCAGUGGAAACGAUACAAAAGGGUAAAUAUCUCCAUUUAAAUGUUCAUAUCUAAUAUAGCCUUGA
Messenger RNA from Ictalurus furcatus (blue catfish), 2389 nucleotides. RefSeq names its product beta-1,3-galactosyltransferase 9. The transcript has a single exon. Gene Ontology annotation, cellular component: membrane. The coding region runs from base 1202 to 2350 and encodes 382 amino acids. Lineage: Eukaryota; Metazoa; Chordata; Actinopteri; Siluriformes; Ictaluridae. Gene Ontology annotation, molecular function: hexosyltransferase activity. The record is from RefSeq and is a predicted model, not a curated record.